AUGGCCACAGCUGUCAAGCCUGUCACUUACGAGAAUGGAUUCAGGGAACCCUCUACGGGCACUCCAUGGAUUAAGGAAUAUCAACCGGGCGAGGAGACGCCCUCCUAUGUUGUUCCUCCAUCGGUCGACCUUCUAAGCAGCACCGUGCACAACCAUCUCGGGGAAAACGUUCAAAGAGUUUGGCCUACACUUGCCGAUGGUACAAAUAGCCCACACGGAGUCCCGGAAUGGUAUAAGAAGGAAAAGGAGGUUGAUGUAUUGAUUUGUGGAGCUGGUCCUAGUGGUCUCGAGGUUGCCUUGAGCUUGAUCCGUCAGGGUGUUUCCUUCCAUAAAGCUCCAGGGCCGCUACUUGCUGGGCGUGCCGAUGGUGUCCAGCCUCGCUUCUUGGAAACUCUACACCAAUGGGGCCUUGCCGAGGAGGUCCACGAAGAGGGACCGCUUAUUGAACGUACUGCCGUAUAUAGGGAUGGAAAGAAAGUUAUUUUCGGACGUUCUCAUCAAUCUGAUUCUCGCUACCGAGGACUUCACAUUAUUACUCAAGGCCAGGUGGAAAGAAUUUUUAUCAGAGAUUUAUAUCGACACCACAAGCUUGUGGAACGCUUGACAACUGUCAAAGACUUUGUGGUUGAGGAUAAAGGAGAAUAUCCAGUAAAGGUCAAUUUGGCCAAUGAAAAGACAGGGGAGGAAGAGGAAGUUAGAGCCAAGUUCUUGGUCGGCAGCGAUGGUGCUGGAAGUAGGAUUCGAAAGAGUAUGAACAUCUCCUUCGAUGGUGUUAGCACCGAUAUCUAUUGGGGCAUUAUGGACUGUGUUUUUGAAACCGAUUAUCCCCAUGCUUGGAUGUUUGGUUUGGUCAUCAAUUCCAAACACGGUGGAUGUGUCAUAAUUCCUCGUGAGGAUGGAUACAUCCGUCUGUACACCCAGCUCGACACCUCUGCUACUGGAGAACUUGCAAAGUCUCGCCAACAAUCAGAUCCCACAUUCGCCGAAGCCGGGGGCAAAGUCGAUGUCCACUCUAUUACUCCUGAUGAAGUUUUGGCGCAAGCCAACAGAAUCUUCGCUCCCUACAAGCUCAAGUUUGGCAGCACUCUCUCUUGGUUUGCAAUCUGGAAAAUCUCAGAGCGUGUUGCUGCCAACUACUCAUACAAGAACCGUGUUCAUCUUGUUGGGGAUGCUGCGCACGUCCACUCUGUCAUGGGUGCUUUUGGUCUGAACGCCUCUAUCUUAGAUGCUUCCAACCUAGCGUGGAAAUUGGGAUUCUGCGCCAAUAACCAAGCCUCAAUUCACAAACUUCUACCAACCUACGAAAAUGAGCGGCGCAGGCACGCUGUCCGCAUCAUUGAAACAUCAGGUGUAUACCUCCGCUUCGCCUGCAAUUCCACCCUCCCACCGGUGAAUCUCAAGGGAGUUGGUACCGAUCCUCGCGAGGAUGAACUCAACAGGCCCGAGAAACCCGACCCAGCUGCCGGUGAAGAGAAUGAAGAUAUUGCCUUCCUCAAGCGCUUCUACGCCCAGAAUGGGCCUUUCCUCCUCGGCGUGGACGCAGCGUACGGGAACAAUGUCUUGAACCCUCCCCGUUCCACCUCUCCUCACCCUGCUGUUGUCAAGAACGGUGUCCGUGCCCCCAACCCUCGUGUCUGCUUUUCACAAACCAAGACUGGUUAUCUCUACGACGCCUUAGCAGGGCCUUCAAAGAUCAACAUCAUAGUCUGGGGCUCUGACCUUGAGGGCCCAAUCCGCAAGCGUCUGGUAGCCUUCGCAAAGGCUCUCGCCGACCCCGUAUCGUUCUACAACCGGUUCGGUGGUGCGGAGCGAUUCAACAUCGUUCUCGUCGUUAAGGAUACCCCACUAGAGGCCGCGCCCAAGUUGGCGAAGGGCUCAGACCUUGCCCCUUUCAGAGAGAUCGGAACCGUUCUUUACGACGAUAGAGCCCCCGAUGAAGAUGCCCACACUUGCUACGGUGUUGAUCAUGCUAAGGGUGCUGCGGUCGUUGUCCGACCUGAUAUGUGGACCGGCAUUAGCGCCUUCCCCAAUGAGGUUGACAAGCUUGCCGAAUACUUUGCCGGUUUCUUGAUCGAGACCGGGAGCGUCCCCAUCCAGGAAAAUGCCAACGAAGAGGUCUUUGCCACCACCAGCAGCUGGAGGACCUAA
Messenger RNA from Tuber melanosporum (Perigord truffle), 2148 nucleotides. RefSeq lists its product as uncharacterized. The record is from RefSeq and is a predicted model, not a curated record. Lineage: Eukaryota; Fungi; Ascomycota; Pezizomycetes; Pezizales; Tuberaceae. Gene Ontology annotation, molecular function: FAD binding. Bases 1 to 2148 code for a protein of 715 amino acids. The transcript has 5 exons.